This is a messenger RNA of Triplophysa dalaica, 1617 nucleotides long. Its product is annotated as interferon-induced protein 44-like. Lineage: Eukaryota; Metazoa; Chordata; Actinopteri; Cypriniformes; Nemacheilidae. The transcript has 9 exons. Bases 408 to 1286 code for a protein of 292 amino acids. The record is from RefSeq and is a predicted model, not a curated record.
ACAGCUGCCGGUAUUUUUCCGUAAAAACUACGGAAUUUGUAUUUUUUUUCUUUUCUUUUCUGAUAUUAAAUGUUUUGUGGGUCACCACUAAGCUGAAGAGUCGAGUCUGUGUUCAACUCACGUGUAUACAUCAACAAUGAUAACAACCAAAAACAAAGAUGAUUUUCUGCAGUUCUUUCUGUACCAGAAGUAAUCUGCAGUUUGCACAGUUUGGUGCAGCCUAUAGAAAGUGAAAGCACCAGGACAGUAUAAAAGCCUUUGAAGUCACUGUUUGCUGACAAGACCUUAAGCAUCCAGUCAGUUGGAGACUGAGAUCUACAUCACUCACACAAAAGAAAUCAGAAACACCAGACGCCCAAAUUACAUCUUGGACAAUCUUGAGACUAAACCCAGAAGGUAAUAAAGAAAUGGGAUCAGAAGAGUCAAAGCCCGCAGAACCAACAUAUAACCCAGAAUUUGAUAAACCUUGGAGGAACUUUAAGUGGAAUCAGAAAUCAGAACUGAAAAAGCAUCUAGAGGAAUUCAGUCUGUGUAACCAAGAUGUGAAGCACAUCAAGAUUCUGGUUGCUGGACCAAUAGGAGCAGGAAAGUCCAGCUUCAUCAACUCUGUCAAUAACGUCUUUCAAGGACGAAUCACCUCUGACGCGCCAGCUAAUUCAUCUUCUGCCCAUGGUAAAAGUUUCACUACUACACUUAAAGGACAUCACAUCAGUCGUGGAAAAAUCCCGUUAGUCUUUGUUGAUAUAAUGGGUUUAGAACCUGAUACAAUGGCCGGGUCACAACCAGAGGACAUCAUCAAGGCUGUAUAUGGCCAUGUGAAGGACGGAUAUAAAUUUGAUGAGUCAAAGCCACUCUCUCAUGAGGAUCAACAGUAUGCCAGUGACCCCAGUCUCUCUGACCAGGCUUUCUGUCUGGUUUACGUCAUACCUGCUAAUACAGUCGACAUGACAGAUGACAAACUCAUUGACAAGUUGAAGAUCAUCCGUCACAGAAUCAGUGAAAAUGGGAUUCCUCAAGUGAUUGUUAUGACCAAAGUGGAUGAAGCAUGUCCACUGGUACACAAAGAUCUAAAGAAGAUGUACAACAGCAAGAAGAUCAAAGAAAAGAUGCAGGUAUGCCAUGACAAACUGGGUGUGCCGAUGUGCAACAUCUUCCCAGUGAAGAACUAUCAUGAAGAGAUCGACACUGAUGAUGAUGUUGAUGUUCUGAUUCUGAAAGCUCUGGAUCAGAUCGUUCGGCUUGCUGAUGAUAGAUUGUUUAAUAGCAGUGAUACCCUGAAAAACUGACUCUACAAGUCAUUUCUCUGCACAAAUGCAUAGUGUAAUGCAAUGUAAUGCAAAGUCGCUUUGGAAAAAAGCAUCUGUCAAAUGCAUAAAAAAACUUGUGUUAAAUAUCGACUACUGAUGAACUGCUGUAACUCAUGAAAUAUAUAUAUUUUUUAACUAUUUCUGAGUAAAUGUAAACAUAUGUUGGCAUAUUUUAUAAGUACAAAAAAAAAAAUAGCAACUGUUUAUUUUACUGUUCCCUGUAAAACUUGAUUCUGAUUGGUUACUUGCAACACUAUAAGGUUUUUAUUUUAAUAAAAAAAUUGCCGUAUGGACAGCGCUCCACAAUGUA